Molecule: messenger RNA, 1213 nt
Organism: Drosophila ficusphila
Lineage: Eukaryota; Metazoa; Arthropoda; Insecta; Diptera; Drosophilidae
Product: cytoplasmic dynein 2 light intermediate chain 1
Exons: 2
Coding region: 7-1113 (368 amino acids)
Biological process (GO): intraciliary transport involved in cilium assembly; intraciliary retrograde transport
Cellular component (GO): cytoplasmic dynein complex; ciliary basal body; axoneme
Molecular function (GO): dynein heavy chain binding
Source: RefSeq, a predicted model, not a curated record
AAUGCGAUGCGCUUGCCGCAAAUUUUCCACAGCCUUCACAAGCGAUUUCAAAAAAUGUUUGAAAAGACUAACGGAGGCGGCGACAGUGUCACGCCCAGCAUUCAGGAUAUCGCCGGUCGACUGGCGGAGGAGCAACUGCGUCUUCGUCAACUGGAGGCCACAACAAUGCCCAAGGAAAGAACAAUUCUCGUCUUGGGCAGCAAAUGUGUGGGAAAGACUACAGCUAUUAAUAAGUUUUUCGAUCGCGAGGAACACGCAACUCGUCCUACUCUUGCCCUGGAAUAUAGUUUCGGUCGGAGAAUCGGCAGUGGAAAGGCGCCUCAAGUAAUGAAUGUUUGGGAACUAGGAUCCCUGGACAAUGCUGAGCAACUACUGGAAGUUCCCAUGAGGACACAUGGUCUGCAGCAACUGGCCGUCUUUAUAAUGCUGGAUCUAUCACAACCACAGCGAUUUUGGUCAGAUUUGGAACGUGCCUACAAGGGAUUAAGGGAUACGGCGCAACAAAUGAUGCAGAAUAUUACACCGGAUCUCAGGGAAAUCCUGGAACAGCGAACAUUGGAAAGACUGGGUCAGCAGAAUCAGGACGAUCUGGGAAACCUCGAGCCGCUUCCGUUUCCAGUGGUAAUUGUGGGUGGGAAAUACGAUAUGUUUUCUAGUUUCGAUCCAGCUAUUAGAAAACACACCUGUCGCUGCUUGCGAUCUAUGGCACAUUUGAUUGGUGGGGCAGUCCUUUUUUAUUCCCAGAGGAUGCCGAAACUGGCCAAGGUUCUUAGAGACACCAUAAGCCACAUGGGAUUCGGAAGUCCUGCUCAUCCAUUCCGCUCUCAUGUGGUCGAUUUUAAUGAACCACUUUGCAUUUGGUUUGGAACGGAUAGUUGGUCGAAAAUAGGAGAUACUGGAGCCCAAAGUGUGGAGCGGAUUGGAGCAACAUUUGGAGGGGAAGUGCCACAGCUUCAGCUGGAGAAGCAGAAACAACAGGAAACACCCGAUCCUGCCAAGGAUCCGGGAUUUAAGGAGGCCCUUAUCGAUGAGAUGCGAUCGCAAAAGAACCAGGAACUUGCCAGUAUGAGAGAUGUCCUGCUGCGUGGAAAAUUCGAAAGUGUUCAAAAUUGAAAACACGAUGAAAUUCAAUGUUGUGUACCUCAAAGUAUUAAUUAACUACAAAAAUAAACUUAAAACUCUGCGUUCCUUUCAAAUUAAAGUAGGUCUUUUU